ACAUAGAAAAGCGUUUGUUAUCUGUUUGUUAUUUUAACGCAUAUAACUAGAGCAAAAUAAUUUUUUGUCCAAACAUUCAAACAUGGGACUUAUAUUUAAUUGCUAUUUGGACAAGUUUCAUUCUGAAGCUUUGGUGCUUUAGUCAGAAAGUGGGAAAAGAUCAGAUUUUUAUUAAGUAUUUGUGUGAUUUGGUCAAAACUUAUCUCUUGUUUUAUCUUAGAAUGCGGUAGUUGAAAAUUUAGUUUUUGUUUUCUAGUGUGGUUAACAUCAUGGGGAAUAAACUUCUUGGUGUGUAGUGGAUUUUCGUGUCAAACUGAUAUUUAGAUGAACUUAGAUGACAUUUUCUAGUAGACUUGAGAAAUAAUUCAGGAUAAAAAAUGGCUACCACCGCUGCUACAAAGAUCCACAAGGAGGCUCAGAUGCAAAAGUUGAAGGAGGAGCGAGAGGCGAAGAGGCAGCAUCUGGAUGACCGCCACAUCUACAUCCUGCAGACGGUUGCUGACAGCCUCGGUCUUGAACUCUCUGAGGUUGAAGAUGCCGUCCUUGAAGGAUCUCAGAUUGAGACGAUGGACCUGUUCCUGGAUCCUAAAGGCAAAGCGGGGAUCAGCCAGCUGAUGUUUUACUACCAGGAGCCCGAGGACAAGGAACAUCAUGCCGUCGGAUUCAAGCUUCAUCAGCCAGAAGAUAGAAAGAAGAGUAACCCAUUGGAGCAAAUGAAGGUUGGUCCGCCACAGACGAAGCCCGCCCGCCAGCUGAAGCCCAAGGUGUUUGUGGCCAAUGGGUCUGACAUUCCUCUGAAGGGCACCUGUCUGCUUUUCUUGAAGACGGGUGACCCGAACGCAGCCAUCAACGAACAGACGAUGGUCAAGGAGAUCAACUUCACCAUCCUGGACACGAACGGCCAUGGGAAGAAUGGAGCGGGACUGUUGUCCGCUGUCGAGCACCUGCUUUCAUCCAUCUUUAUCCCUGCCCUCAAGAGUCUCGACAAGGGUUGGGGUGCGCUAGAGUCAAAGGGAGCUGUUCAGACCAGGAUUGAUUUCCUAAACACUCUUGAUUCCUUUGUGUCUGUGCUUGUGGGAGCACAAGAGAGCCUGAAUGAGAAGGUUCAGUUGAAGCCCUGUGAGACAUACGACCUCUCACGCAUCCAGUCCCCUGCUGACUACCAGGCAGUCGCCAACAGCACGGAUGCCCUUGAGGGUAUUGAGGCCUGCAUGGAGGUCUGGAUCAAGCAGAUUGAGCAGGUGUUGGCUGAAAGUGAGCAGAUGCGGAAAGAAGCUGAUGACAUUGGUCCCCGUGCAGAGCUCGACCACUGGAAAAAACGCAUGUCCAAGUUCAACUACCUGCUUGACCAGAUAAAGGGGUCUGAUGUAAAGGCUGUGCUGGGCGUCCUCCACGCUGCCAAGUCAAAACUCAUCAAGACAUGGCAGGAGCUUGAUCGUCGCAUCACGGACACCGCCAAUGAGGCUAAAGACAAUGUCAAGUUCCUCUACACCCUGGAGAAGUUCUGUGACCCACUGUACAACAGCGACCCUGUUGGCAUGCUUGAGGGGAUUCCUGGGCUAAUCAACACGAUCCGCAUGAUCCACAGCAUCUCACGUUACUACAACACCUCGGAGAGGAUGACCUCAUUGUUUGUCAAGAUCACAAACCAGAUGAUCACAGCGUGCAAGUCGUACAUCACGAAUGAUGGUUGUGAGACUGUCUGGACCCAGCCCCCAGGGGAGGUUAUCAAGAAACUCAACGACUGUAUUCGUCUCAACGAGGAAUACCAACGCUGCUUCCAUAAGACAAAGGAAAAGCUUGAGAAGAUGCCAAACGAACGUCCGUUUGAGUUUUCGGAGAUGUACAUCUUCGGGAAGUUCGAUACCUUCACCAAGCGGCUCAGGAACAUCAUUGCGAUCUUUGAUGUGUUCUCCGUGUAUUCGACACUGUCAGAGUCCAAGAUUGAAGGAAUUGAGCUGAUGGCAAACCGGUUCAGCGUAACGCAGACCCAGAUCCGGAAGAAACCAUAUGACUUUCUUGACCAGAGGAAACAGGAAUUUGCCCAAGACUUCGAGGAUUUUCAAAGAUCCGUCAAGGAACUUCAUAAACAAAUCUGUGACUUCAUGAACGCAAAGUUUGACAAGAACAUGACCACACAGCGAGCAAUCAGCCUCCUGGUCAAGUUUGAGCGCCUGAACCUGCCAGGGCUACCAAUACAAGAGAAGUACACACGCAUCCUUGCCCACUAUGGGCGGGACAUUGAGAUGGUGUCACGUAUCUACCAGAAGAACAAGAACGAGCCGCCCGUGGCUCGUGAUCUGCCACCAAUUGCUGGUAAGAUAUCUUGGUCUCGUCAGCUGUUCCGGCGUAUCCAGGAGCCGAUGGAGGUGUUCCAGCAGCAGCCCAAGCUUCUGGAGAAUGCUGCAGAGUCAAAGAAGAUCAUCAAGAGCUACAACAAGCUUGCCAAGGUUCUCCUAGAGUUUGAACUACUCUACUACCGUGGAUGGCUCCGUCAGGUGGAGACUGCAAAGUCGGGGCUGCAGGCAUCCAUGCUCGUGAAGCACCCAGAUACGGGCGAACUCUAUGUGAACUUUGACCCCCAAAUCCUGAUCAUGAUAAGGGAGACAGAGUGUAUGGCCCGUCUCGGGCUCGACAUUCCGCCCAUCGCAAAGAUGAUGAGGACCAAGCAGGUGGAAUACAAGGAGAACUACAACGCUCUGCUGAUGAUGCUCCAGGAGAACAAGCGUGUUCGUAACAAGAUCCCGACCGCAUUUGAAGAAUUGAUGGGCCCCCAUAUCAGUAGGGCAGAUGAUGCCAUCGAACCAGGCAUCAAUAAGCUUUCCUGGACAUCACUUAACAUUCAGGAGUAUUUGCAGACUGUGUACAAGCGUCUUGAGGAGCUGGAGCUGUUGAUGGUGCGUGCCAACGAGCUGACAGAGUUCCGUAUUGAUGCUGUUCUCAAGGAGAUGGCUGCCACAACGCUGUGCCAGCUUCCCCAGGAGGAACCCUGGACUGUGGAAGAGUUCCUGGAUAAUACACAGAACCUGUGUAACAAGGGAGCAAACAUCCUGCAGACAAAGAGUCUGGUUGUGGAGGAGGCUGCAACUGAGCUGAUUGAGAUGUUGCUUGACCUUGAAGAGCCGGAGGAGGAUGAGGUGGUGGAGGAAAAGAAAGAGGAAGAGGAUCAUCGUGAGGGCAGCCCAACAGGGUCUGGAGGCAGGGCCAGCAGCCGUCGGUCGCGCCCCGUCUCCUCAAAGGCAAACCUUGCAGCUAAACGUAAGAGGGAACAGCGUGAGAACAUCGAGCAAGCUGCUGCGGACCUCCUGAACCAUUUCAACCACCGUAACCUUGAGGCUCUGAUCAAGGUCACCAAAAACACCCUGGAAUCAAUGAGGAAGAGGAUCACCUCAAGCUCAAUGGUCCACUACAUUGGCGAGUCCGGUGGUUUUGGUGGAGAGGCGAAGAAGGACAACCGACCAUUCUUUAAGACGUUUGCCACUCUGGCUAUUCCGAACAUCGUGAUGACUCCUGGCCUAGACGAGGUCCAACAGACCGUCAAUAAGGCUGCCCAGAUGGUUGUAAGUGUUGCUAAGGGAAUCUCCCAGUGGAAGAAGGACCGUAAACGCGCCAUGCACGAGCGUCCUCACUCAGGAGAGCGUGACGGCCACCAUGACAGACGCCAGAGCAUUGGCAGCGUUGCUGCUUCUGAGGGAUCACAUGGUGAUAGGAAGAUGGAAAGGGAGCCAACCAACUACACGACCUUUACGACAACGAUGAAGAAUUAUUACAAAAAUGUGUCGGAGAACAAAGAGGUGGCUAAGCUCGUUUCCCUGCUGUCGACGUCCAUCAACUCCACAAAGAAGGAGGUGACAAAUGCCCUUGAGAAGUUUGGAGACUAUCACAUCAUCUGGCAAGAAGAUCGGGAAGAGUCCCUCGAAAAGUUUAUGAAGGACAAUCCAAAACUGUCGGAGUUUGAGUCCAAGAUCAAGUACUAUGAGGAGAUGGAACGGGACAUAAACAGCGAGCCUGUCUGUUAUGAUGUUGGACCAAUUGCCCUUUUCACUGAGAAGCUGAAGUUUGCCCUGAAUGUCGAGACAAAAGCAUGGAGGAUGCAUUAUGGGAAGGCCUGUAACAACAAAUAUCGCAAUGAAAUGGAGGAGAUAUUCACAUUCAUUGAUGAUCUUAACAAGCGUCUUAAUCGACCAGUCAGGGAUCUGGAUGAUAUUCGCUUCGCUAUGGCUGGCUUGAAGGAGAUCCGGGAGAGCGAGAUCAAGAUUGACAUGGGCAUUACUCCCAUCGAGGAGUCAUACACAAUGUUGGCUAAACACGAGUUACCUGUAGUAAAGGAGGAGACAGAGCGCUGUGACACACUGCGAUACUCAUGGGAGAAGCUGAACGUGCAGGCUAAUGAGGUUCAGUCCCACCUGCUAGAGAUACAGCCCAACUUCAAGUCUGGCUUGAUCACCGAUGUGAAGGAGUUCAUCACAGACUGUGAUACCUUCUACAAUGAGUAUAAUGAGGAUGGUCCAAUGGUCCCAGGAGUUGCACCACGUGAGGCAUCUGACCGUCUAGUCAUCUGCCAGAACCAGUUUGACAUCCUUUACAAGAAGUAUAUGACAUACACGGGUGGCGAAGAGCUCUUUGGUCUCCCUGUCACAGAAUAUCCCGAGCUUCUCAAGAUCAAGAAGGAGCUUAACCUGCUCCAGAAGCUUUAUGGCUUGUACAACACGGUUAUUGACACUGUGCAUGGGUAUUACGACAUUCUGUGGACAGAAAUCAACAUCGAGAAGAUCAACAACGAGCUGAUUGAAUUCCAGAACAAAUGCCGCAAGCUCCCACGAGCCCUCAAAGACUGGCAAGCCUUCGAAGACCUGAAGAAGACAAUUGAUGAUUUCAACGAGAUGGUUCCCCUCCUUGAACUGAUGACAAACAAGGCGAUGAAGACUCGUCACUGGAACCGAAUGGCAGAGGUCACUGGACAUGUGUUUGACAUAGAAAAUGAGAAUUUCACGCUAAGGAACAUCCUCCAAGCGCCACUGUUGGAGUUUAAGGAAGAUAUUGAGGACAUCUGUAUCUCAGCCGUGAAAGAAAAGGAUAUUGAGGCCAAGUUGAAGCAGGUGAUUGCAGACUGGAACAACCAGGAGUUUACGUUCGGAAACUUCAAAAACCGUGGAGAGCUUCUUCUUCGUGGAGAUACAACCAGCGAGAUUGUCUCCCUUAUGGAAGAUUCCCUCAUGGUUCUCAGCUCUCUUAUGAGUAACAGGUACAACACACCAUUCAAGAGACAAAUCCAAACAUGGGUACAGAACCUGACAAACUCGUCCGAGAUUAUUGAGAAUUGGAUGGUUGUACAGAACCUCUGGGUUUACCUAGAGGCCGUGUUUGUGGGCGGAGACAUUGCUAAACAGCUCCCUAAGGAAGCUAAAAGGUUCAGCACAAUUGACAAGUCGUGGAUCAAGAUAAUGACACGUGCGCACGAGACCCCGAACGUCGUGCAGUGUUGUGUGGGUGACGAGACUCUCAUGCAGCUGCUACCCCACUUGUUGGAGCAGCUGGAACUUUGCCAGAAGUCUCUCACUGGCUACCUUGAAAAGAAGCGCCUCCUGUUCCCAAGAUUUUUCUUUGUGUCCGACCCCGCCCUUCUUGAGAUCCUAGGUCAAGCAAGUGACCCUCACACAAUCCAGGCCCACUUGCUCUCCGUGUUUGACAACAUCAAAAGUGUCAAGUUCCACGAGAAGUUCUACGACGUCAUCCUGGCCGUUCACUCCUCAGAGGGAGAAACUGUGGAGUUUGAGAAGCAGGUAAAGGCUGAGGGUAAUGUUGAGGUCUGGCUCAUGUCGCUCAUGAUGAUGGCCCAGAAAUCUCUGCAUGGUGUUAUCCGUACGGCUGCCAUGGCGAUACAGGACCAAAGCUUCCAGCUGUUGGAGUUUCUUGGAAUGUUUCCUGCUCAGGUUGGUAUCCUGGGAAUUCAGUUUAUCUGGACGCGCGACGCAACCGAUGCGUUGACCACCACGAAAUAUGACCGUAAGGUCAUGAGUCAGACGAACCAGGGCUUCCUUGAGCUACUGAAUAUACUCAUUGAGCAGACGACACACGACCUGAAUAAGAUAGAGAGGACCAAAUUUGAGACGCUCAUCACCAUCCAUGUGCACCAGCGUGAUAUCUUUGAUGACCUGUGCAAGAUGCACGUUAAAUCUCCCACGGACUUUGAGUGGUUGAAGCAGUCUCGGUUCUACUUCAUCGAGGACCAAGAUCGUUGCCAGAUCUCCAUCACGGACGUAGACUUCAUCUACCAGAACGAGUUCCUCGGAUGUACAGAACGCCUUGUCAUCACUCCACUCACUGACAGAUGUUACAUCACUCUUGCCCAAGCCCUGGGUAUGUCUAUGGGUGGAGCCCCAGCCGGGCCCGCGGGUACCGGCAAGACAGAGACGACCAAGGACAUGGGUCGAUGUCUCGGCAAGUAUGUUGUCGUCUUCAACUGCUCUGAUCAGAUGGACUUCAGAGGUCUCGGAAGAAUCUACAAGGGUCUUGCCCAGUCUGGCUCAUGGGGUUGUUUUGAUGAGUUCAACCGUAUUGAGCUGCCGGUGUUGUCUGUGGCUGCCCAGCAGAUCGCGAUCGUGUUACAGUCGAAGAAGGAACGCAAAAAGAGCUUUGUCUUUACUGAUGGAGACACCGUCACAAUGAACAUGGAGUUUGGAAUUUUCCUGACCAUGAACCCAGGAUAUGCUGGUAGACAGGAACUUCCAGAGAACCUGAAGAUCAAUUUCCGUACAGUUGCAAUGAUGGUACCAGAUCGACAGAUCAUCAUUCGCGUGAAGCUCGCCAGUAUUGGUUUUAUGGAGAACGUGAUUCUGGCCAGGAAGUUCUUCACGCUGUACAAGCUGUGUGAGGAACAGCUCACCAAACAGGUGCACUAUGAUUUUGGACUCCGCAACAUGUUGUCAUGUCUGCGUACCCUCGGCGCGGUAAAACGUGCAAACCCAGAUGACUCUGAGUCAACAGCUGUGAUGCGCGUCCUGCGUGACAUGAACCUCUCAAAACUUGUGGACCAAGACGAGCCCCUUUUCCUCUCGUUGAUCAAUGACUUGUUCCCGGGAAUCACCCUUGACAAGCAGGGUUAUGCAGAACUUGAGGUGGCAAUCAGAAACCAGAUCCUAAAUGCCAAGCUUAUUGACCAUCCAUCUUGGUUCCUGAAGCUUAUCCAGUUGUUUGAGACCCAGCGUGUCCGUCACGGCAUGAUGGUCCUUGGGCCCAGCGGUGCGGGGAAGACAUGCUGCAUCCACACGCUCAUGAAGUCAAUGACAGACUGCGGAGAACCUCACAAGGAGAUGAGGAUGAAUCCGAAGGCCAUCACCGCGCCCCAGAUGUUCGGUCGUCUAGACGUGGCUACCAAUGACUGGACAGACGGUAUCUUCUCAACACUGUGGAGACGAACGCAGAGGGCAAAGAAAGGAGAGCAUAUCUGGCUGGUGCUUGAUGGACCUGUUGAUGCCAUCUGGAUCGAGAACCUCAACUCCGUGCUUGACGAUAACAAGACCCUAACUCUUGCCAACGGAGACCGUAUCCCAAUGGCGCCAAACUGCAAGAUUAUCUUCGAGCCCCACAACAUUGACAAUGCCUCGCCUGCCACUGUGUCCCGUAAUGGCAUGGUGUACAUGAGCAGUUCUGGCCUCGACUGGUCGCCCAUUCUUAGAGGUUGGUUGAAUACACGCCCGACUAAUGAGCAGAGUGUGAUAUUUGACCUGUUUGAGACGUCAUUCCCGUUUAUCUAUCGUCAGGCCAUACAAUGCUACACCUGGAAGAUCGACAUGCUUGAAGCAUUUGUCAUUUCACAGGCUUGCAAGCUUCUGGCGGGUCUGAUUCCAAAGCGUGAAGAAAAAGAUGCGCAACAACUGACGCGGGAGCAUUAUGAAAGACUCUACAUCUUCACCGUGAUGUGGAGCAUUGGUGCAUACUUGGAGCUCGAUGACAGAGCCAAGAUGGAGGAGUACAUGCGGAACUCUGAGGACUUCAAACUCGACCUACCGGCCAUUCCCGAUGGAAGUGAAGCCACUAUGUUUGAGUACCUGGUUGAUGAAAAAGGUAACUGGGCUCACUGGGAUACCCGGGUGACUGACUACGUUUACCCGUCUGACCACACCCCAGAGUACUCUUCAAUCCUUGUACCUAUGGUGGACAACGUGCGUACAGAGUACCUUAUUGACCUGAUUGCCAAGCAGAGCCUUGGAGUUCUGCUGAUCGGUGAGCAGGGUACAGCAAAGACCGUCAUGAUCAACGGGUACAUGGGCAAAUACAAUCCAGAAUACCAUCUGGAGAAGUCUCUCAAUUUCUCCUCCACAACAACUCCGUACAUGUUCCAGCGAACCAUUGAGAGUUACGUUGACAAGCGAGUGGGAACCACAUAUGGUCCUCCCGCCGGCAAGAGAAUGACAGUGUUCAUUGAUGACAUCAACAUGCCCAUCAUCAACGAGUGGGGAGAUCAGAUCGCCAAUGAGAUCGUUCGUCAGCUUAUUGAGUAUUCCGGAUUCUACAACCUGGAGAAGCCCGGGGACUUUACCAAUAUCACUGACAUGCAGUUCCUAGCAGCCAUGAUUCACCCAGGGGGUGGUCGUAAUGACAUUCCCCAGCGUCUGAAGCGGCACUUUGUUGUCUACAACUGCGCCCUUCCCUCAAACACCUCUAUUGACAAGAUCUUCCGCGUGAUCGGCACGGGACAUUUCUGCGAAGAGCGGGGCUUUAAGGAUGUUGUGAAAGACCUCAUUGGGAAGUUGGUACCCAUCACGCGUAGACUUUGGCAACUCACCAAGAUCAAGAUGUUGCCGACACCUGCCAAGUUCCACUACAUCUUCAAUCUGCGCGACUUGUCUCGUAUCUGGCAAGGCAUGCUUAACACGCUCUCGAGCGUCAUCGACUCAGAAAAAGUCACCCUUCAACUGUGGAAAAAUGAGUGUUGCCGCGUUAUAGCUGACAGGUUUAUAAAUCUGGAAGAUUAUGCAUGGUUUGAAAAGACAAUAACAAGAGUAAUUGCCGAAGAUCUUGAUGAAGAAGUUUAUGGGCCAUUCGUGAAGCAGACUUAUUUCUUUGGAGAUUUCAUGAGGGAUGCACCAGAGGCUACGGGGGAAGAGCCUGAUGAUACCGAUUUUGACAUGCCCAAAAUUUAUGAGCCGAUCCCAAGUUUUGAGGGCCUGGAAGAGAGACUACACAUGUUCCUACAGCAGUACAACGAGAGUAUCAGAGGCUCUGGCAUGGACCUCGUGUUUUUCCAGGACGCCAUGACCCACCUCGUGAAAAUAUCACGUAUCAUUCGUACCCCACGUGGUCACGCCCUCCUAGUUGGUGUGGGCGGGUCUGGGAAACAGUCGCUCACCAAGCUUGCAUCAUUCAUUGCAGGAUACAAGACAUUCCAAAUAACACUUACUAGAUCAUACAAUGUGUCAAACCUACUGGAGGACCUGAAAUUCCUGUACCGAACCGCUGGCCAGCAAGGGAAGGGGAUCACAUUCGUCUUCACCGACCAGGAGAUCAAGGAUGAAGGCUUCCUGGAGUAUCUCAACAAUGUCCUGUCUUCUGGUGUGGUUGCGAACCUAUUUGCACGUGAUGAGAUGGAUGAAAUCCUAGGAGAGCUUAUCCCAGUGAUGAAAAAGGAGUUUCCAAGGCGACCACCAUCCAAUGAAAACUUGUACGAGUACUACCUGUCGCGAGUGAGGAACAACCUCCAUGUUGUGCUCUGCUUCUCACCUGUAGGUGAGAAGUUCCGUGCACGUUCGUUGAAGUUCCCGGGGCUGAUCUCCGGAUGUACAAUGGACUGGUUCCAGCGCUGGCCUCGUGACGCGCUCAUCUCUGUUGCAGACCACUUCCUGUCACAGUUCAACAUUGACUGUACGCCGGAGGUCAAGAAACAGGUCAUACAGACGAUGGGCAUUGUACACGAUGGAGUGGCAGAGAGCUGUGCUGAGUACUUUAGGAGAUACCGUCGUUCAACCCAUGUGACACCCAAAUCCUACCUGUCCUUCAUUAACGGCUACAAAACCAUCUACACAGACAAGAGGAAUGAAAUUGGGGACCUAGCUAACCGGAUGAACACAGGUUUGAAGAAACUCAUUGAGGCCUCAGAAGCAGUUGCAGAACUUGAAAAAGAGCUUGCUGUAAAAGAGAAGGAGCUUGCCGUUGCUUCUAAGAAAGCUGAUGAAGUACUGAAAGAGGUGACAGCUAAGGCUCAGGCAGCCUCUAAGGUCAAAGAACAAGUACAGAAGGUAAAAGACAAAGCUCAAGCUAUCGUAGAUGCCAUUGAAAAAGAUAAGCAAAUUGCUGAAGCCAAGCUUGAGAAAGCUAGACCCGCCCUGGAGGCUGCAGAGGCUGCUUUGAACACGAUCAAGCCAGCUGAUAUUGCGACUGUGAGAAAACUUGGAAAGCCACCACACCUGAUCAUGAGGAUUAUGGACGCGGUGCUGCUGCUUUUCCAGCAUCGUGUGGAUACGGUUACCCCUGAUCCAGAGAGGCCAUCUGUGAAACCUUCUUGGUCCGAAUCUCUCAAGUUGAUGGCCGGAACCAACUUCCUAGCCCAGCUCGUGUCUUUCCCGAAGGAUUCGAUCAACGAUGAGACUAUUGAGCUGAUAAAACCAUACCUUGAAAUGGAGGAUUAUAAUUUUGAGAAUGCAAAACGUGUGUGUGGUAAUGUGGCCGGACUCCUUUCCUGGACAGUCGCUAUGUCUGAUUUCUUCUCCAUCAAUAAGGAGGUUUUACCAUUGAAGGCGAACCUUGCAGUGCAGGAGGCUCGUCUAGAGAUUGCUAUGGGCGAUCUAGCAACAGCCCAGGCCCAACUAGAUGAGAAGGAGCGGGAACUAGCUGCUGUACAGGCAGACUAUGAUAAGGCCAUGUCUGAAAAACAGAAACUGAUGGAUGAUGCAGAGACGUGUCGACGGAAGAUGAAUGCAGCGGCGGCUCUCAUCGAAGGUCUUGGUGGGGAAAAGAUCCGGUGGACCGAACAGAGUCAUGAGUUCAAGGCCCAGAUUGGAAGACUGGUAGGUGACGUUCUUGUGAGCACAGCGUUCCUGUCAUACUGCGGACCAUUCAACCAAGAUUUCCGUUCCAUACUCUUCAAGAACUGGUUUAAAGAACUGAAGAUGAGAAAAAUCCCAUUCACACUCAACCUCAACAUCAUUGACAUGCUCGUAGACCCCAAUACAGUUGCUGAGUGGAACUUGCAAGGCCUGCCCAAUGAUGAGCUCUCCACCCAGAAUGGUAUCAUUGUCACGAAAGCUGCCCGCUACCCUCUCCUCAUUGACCCCCAGGGACAGGGAAAGAACUGGAUCAAAUCUCGGGAACAAAGCAACGAACUUCAGCUGACUGCUCUGAACCACAAGUACUUCCGUCAACAUCUUGAGGAUGCCAUGUCACUUGGCCGCCCACUCAUGAUUGAAGACAUCAAUGAAGAGCUUGACCCUGCCCUCGACAACAUCCUCGAGAAAAACUUCAUUAAGGUCGGCUCUACACUCAAGGUCAAGGUUGGUGACAAGGAGUGCGACAUUAUGAAAGGAUUCUGCCUGUACGUUACAACGAAGCUGUCAAACCCGGCUUACACUCCAGAGAUUUAUGCGCGCACUGCAAUUAUCGACUUUGCAGUCACUAUGAAGGGUCUUGAAGAUCAGCUGCUUGGACGUGUAAUUAAGACAGAGAAGGCUGAACUUGAAUCCGAGAGAGUGAAACUGAUGGAGGAUGUGACAGCAAACAAGAAAAAAAUGAAGGAGCUUGAAGACAACCUACUUUUCCGCUUGACCAGUACACAGGGAUCCCUCGUUGAUGAUGAAGACUUGAUCAAUGUACUCCGCAUCACAAAACAUACAUCGCAGGAGGUUCAACAAAAGCUGCAGACAGCUGAUGAGACAGCGUCGAAAAUAACAAUUGCACGUGAGGAGUUCCGGCCUGUUGCCACUAGAGGCAGUAUCCUGUAUUUCCUUAUCGUGGAGAUGAGCAUGGUGAACUGCAUGUACCAGACGUCACUGAAACAGUUCCUCGGGUUGUUUGACCUUUCAAUGGCAAGGUCCACAAAAUCCCCAAUCACACAGAAGCGUAUUACAAACAUCAUUGAGUAUAUGACAUUUGAAGUGUUCAAGUACGCAGUACGUGGCCUGUAUGAGAAAGACAAGAUGACCUUCACCUUGCUCCUGGCCUUGAAGAUAGACAUGGCCGGUGGCAAGGUCAAACAUGAGGAAUUCCUCACGAUGAUCAAGGGUGGUGCAUCCCUGGAUCUGAAUGUUGUCCAGCCGAAGCCCCACAGGUGGAUCUUGGACUUGACCUGGCUCAACCUGGUCGAGCUCUCCAACCUCCAUCAGUUCUCUGGAAUACUGGAACAGAUACAACGUAAUGAGAAGCAGUGGAAGCAGUGGUUUGACAAGGAGGCUCCUGAGGAGGAGGUGAUUCCUGACGGCUACAACAACUCCCUUGACGUCUUCCGACGACUCCUGCUUGUCAGAUCAUGGUGCCCAGACAGAACCCUUCCACAGGCAAGGAAGUACAUUGCUGACACCCUCGGUGAGAAGUAUGCAGAGGGGAUUAUCCUUGACCUUGAAAAGAUGUGGUACGAGAGUACUCCAAGGUCACCUAUGGUGUGCCUCCUCUCCAUGGGAUCGGACCCUACCAACAACAUUGAAGCUCUGGCUAAGAAACACAAGAUAGAAAUCCGAGCAAUCUCUAUGGGUCAGGGUCAGGAUGUGCAUGCGCGUCGUCUGAUCUCAAACUGUCUGCAGAACGGAGGCUGGCUUCUCCUCCAGAACUGUCACUUGAGUCUCGACUAUGUGCUAGAAGUUCUUGAUGUCAUUAUCGAGACAGAGACCAUCCACGAUGAAUUCAGGGUCUGGAUCACCACUGAGGAACAUCUGAAAUUCCCCAUCAGCUUCCUACAGGUUGCCAUCAAAUUCACCAAUGAGCCGCCACUGGGUGUGAAAGCCGGUUUGAAAAGAUCGUAUGCGGGAAUGUCGCAAGAUUUCCUGGAUAUCUCCAACAUGCCACAAUGGAAGCCCAUGUUAUACGGCGUGGCUUUCAUGCACACCGUGGUUCAGGAGCGCAGAAAAUUUGGCCCUCUUGGCUGGAAUAUUCCAUACGAGUUCAACGCUUCUGAUUUCAACGCAAGUGUCCAGUUUGUCCAGAACCAUCUAGAUGACAUGGACUUGAAGAAGGGCGUAGGCUGGACAUGUGUACGUUACAUGUUUGGAGAGAUCCAGUAUGGUGGGCGUGUAACAGAUGACUUUGACAAGCGACUCCUUAACACGUUCUGUAAGGUCUGGUUUGGGGAAACAAUGUUCAACCCGAACUUUGUUUUCUACAAGGGAUAUCCUAUCCCGAAAUGCGUGAAAUACGCUGACUACAUGGAGUACAUCAACGGAUUGAACAAUACAGACACUCCAGAGGUGUUUGGACUUCAUCCUAACGCUGACAUCACUUACUCCAGCAAGACAGCAAAGAUCAUCCUAGACACAGUCCUAAGCAUCCAGCCGAAGGACAGCAGUGGCGGUGCAGGUGAGACUCGUGAAUCCAUGGUAACGAGGAUCUGUGAUGAUAUGCUUGAGAAACUACCCAAUGACUACAUCGACUUUGAGGUCAAACAACGCCUACAGAAAAUGGGCCCUCUUCAGCCAAUGAAUAUUUUCCUGAGGCAGGAAAUUGACCGUAUGCAGCUUGUGAUAGCAGCCGUAAGGUCCACUCUACAUGAUUUGAAACUUGCUAUCGAUGGUACGAUCAUUAUGAGCGAGAACCUCCGAGAUGCUCUGGACAGCAUGUACGAUGCCAGGAUCCCCAAAGUCUGGGGAAAGAUAUCUUGGGACUCAAGCACCCUUGGUUUCUGGUUUACUGAGCUGAUUGACCGUAAUGCCCAGUUCAGCACCUGGUGUUUUGAGGGUCGUCCCAACACUUUCUGGAUGACUGGAUUCUUCAAUGCUCAAGGAUUCCUUACUGCCAUGAGACAGGAAGUAACUCGUGCCCACAAGGGCUGGGCCCUGGAUACAGUCAUCCUUCACAAUGAGGUGACACGGUCCAUGAAGGACGACAUCACUCAACCCCCAUCAGAGGGCGUGUAUGUAUACGGCCUCUACCUAGAAGGUGCAGGCUGGGAUAAACGCGGGUCCAAGCUGAUCGAGUCCAAGCCCAAGGUUCUGUUUGAGAUGAUGCCCGUGAUCCACAUCUUUGCUAUCAAUAGCACCGGCAAUGUCGACAACAGGAUGUACCAGUGCCCAAUCUACACGAAACCGCGUAGGACCGAUCUGACCUUCAUUGCAGUAGUUGUUCUGAAGACGAACCAGAACCCCGAUCAUUGGACGCUGCGGGGCGUUGCAUUGUUGUGUGAUACUAAGUAACUUUUGCACAAAUUAUUGGACUGUGAUGGAUUCUGUGUGUACUACAUUAGAUUUUAUUCUACAUAAGCUUAUUUAAAUCAUUAUUUGGACUCAAUAAAGUACAUCCGGUUUGUGUUGGAAUCCUACUUUUGUGUCGUCAAUUCGUGAUUGAAAAUCUUAUUUGUUUAGUACCUGCAAGACUUUUCUUACAAUGUCAUUUUUUUGUGUGAUUUUGUUUUUUGUAUAACAGUAGAUUUUUGAGCUAUUGUACAAGUAAUUUUGAUUAUAUUAUUAAGUUUAUAUUUAUAAAUUCCGUCCACUUUUCAUUUUGUAAGAUCAUUUUUAUAUGAACUCUGUUUUGUUUGCUUGCAUAUUAUUAUGAAACAAAAUUACAAUUUGUAUAAGAACCAAAACGUUGUUUGUUAUAAUACCUUCAUGUAUAUUUAGGACAUAGGACAUUUAGGUUUACAUGUCAAGUUAUUACAUUUAAUAUUUUUGCACUGUCUGUGAUUUAAAUCAAAGAUUUUAUUGAUCGGUAUUUGAAAGUGAUAUUGUAAUUUCAGUGUUAUCAUAUUUGAUAUUGCCAUCCAUCCACAUGACCUGGGCUGCAGGUCCACAGUGAUCAUUAUUAUAUUACAUUCCACAGUUAUUACUCUUUUAUAUUACAUAAAACUGAGUUAACCGUGUAUUGUCUGUGAUUUUUAUUGUAGCUGUUUAUCUUAUAUUUAUUAGAAAUAAAUACUUUUAUUCCUCAAA
This is a messenger RNA of Mya arenaria, 15068 nucleotides long. RefSeq names its product dynein axonemal heavy chain 5-like. The record is from RefSeq and is a predicted model, not a curated record. NCBI's taxonomy places the organism in Eukaryota, Metazoa, Mollusca, Bivalvia, Myida, Myidae. Gene Ontology annotation, molecular function: ATP hydrolysis activity; dynein light intermediate chain binding; minus-end-directed microtubule motor activity. Bases 378 to 14333 code for a protein of 4651 amino acids. Gene Ontology annotation, biological process: microtubule-based movement. Gene Ontology annotation, cellular component: dynein complex. The transcript has 69 exons.